Messenger RNA from Thunnus maccoyii (southern bluefin tuna), 1058 nucleotides. RefSeq names its product high choriolytic enzyme 1-like. Bases 4 to 789 code for a protein of 261 amino acids. Gene Ontology annotation, biological process: proteolysis. Gene Ontology annotation, molecular function: zinc ion binding; metalloendopeptidase activity. The record is from RefSeq and is a predicted model, not a curated record. The transcript has a single exon. Lineage: Eukaryota; Metazoa; Chordata; Actinopteri; Scombriformes; Scombridae.
AAGAUGACUCCCUCUGUCAGCCUGCAGCUGCUGCUCCUGCUCAGCCUCUCUCGGGCACAUCCUCUCCAGGAGGAAGGAAGUGGAGAGGAGGAGGAUGACAGUGUUGAUAUCAGCACCAGGAUUCUUGCCUCCAACAAUGCCACAGAUGAGAUCUUGCUGGAAGGAGACUUGUUGGCUCCCAGAACCAGAAACGCCAUGACAUGCUGGUCCCAGAGCUGCCUGUGGAGGAAAGCCUCCAACGGCAUGGUGACAAUCCCCUUCACGGUGAGCAGUCAGUUCAGCAGCUGGGAAAGGCAGAAGAUCGAGAACGCCAUGAAGGCCUUCCACAGCAGAACCUGCAUCCGCUUUGUCCCCCGUCAGAACCAGUACGACUACAUCAGCAUUGAGAACAAAGCCGGAUGUUUCUCGGCCCUGGGAAGAACAGGAGGCAGACAGGUCCUCUCUCUCAACAAGCAGGGCUGCCUCUACCACGGCAUCAUCCAGCACGAGAUCAACCAUGCUCUGGGCUUCCAGCACGAGCAGACCAGGAGCGACCGCGACUACUACGUCAGGAUCAACUGGGAGAACAUCGACCCGCAGAUGGCUUACAACUUCUACAAGCAGAACACCAACAACCUGAACACUCCCUACGACUACUCCUCCAUCAUGCACUACGGAAGGACCGCCUUCUCUAUUCAGUACGGCAGGGACUCCAUCACCCCCAUCCCUGACCCCAACGUCCAGAUCGGACAGAGGCAGGGCAUGUCCUAUUGGGACAUCAUGAGGAUCAACCUGCUCUACGGCUGCUGACAACACCACAUCUGAUCUAAAGUUAUCAUUUAGCAAAACAAAUGAACUCAAUGCCAAAUACAACAAAUUCACAUUUUUUCUCCAUUUACAUGUAAUGAAUAAAACGCUACUAAAAUGUAUGUGAUCCAUGACAUACUCUUCACAUUCUGUGACUGUAAUCUUUGAAAUGUUCACACAAAGAAAUAAACAUCAAAGAGCAAAUGAAGUUACCUCAUGUCUAAAUUAUCUGUGAAAAAGUUAAUGCAGAAUGAAAUUAAUAUAGUUGGUUA